Onychostoma macrolepis is the source of this 4070-nucleotide messenger RNA. RefSeq lists its product as uncharacterized. Bases 301 to 2850 code for a protein of 849 amino acids. Lineage: Eukaryota; Metazoa; Chordata; Actinopteri; Cypriniformes; Cyprinidae. The record is from RefSeq and is a predicted model, not a curated record. The transcript has 11 exons.
UUAAACCACACCAAAAGAAGAAGAGUAGGAAGAAGAAGAAACCCGUUAGAUUCUCCGCCAUUACAGUCUUCUGCGGUUCGAUAUUGUCUUUCAGCUUUGGAAACGUAAAUGUACUUUUCUUUAGUAGUAUAUAAAUCAUCAUUAAAAUUAAUUAGUCAGUCACCGUCGGUAUAAAAACCUCUCUGCUUGUAUUCAGAGGGUCUGUUAACAGUCAUCGCUGUCGGUCGUGGGUGUGGUUCAGAAACAAACGAGUAUUAAUUAUAAUAUCCACUCAAAGCUGAUUUUGCUGGAACCUUCAACAUGAAAAGCACCUUCAAAAUCGGUCAGAUUUUUCUACUAAUGUGCGGUGUGUUUGGUGUUGAUGCAGAUGUAGUGAAGUCAGUGAUGGAGGGAGAUUCUGUCACUCUACGCCCUGAUCUUACUAAAAUACAGGGAUUUAUUCUGAUACUUUGGAGGUUUGGAGAGAAAGGUUCCACCAUUGCUCAAAUCGACGGGAAAGAGAUCUCAUAUCCUAAUCACACUGAGAUAUUCACAGACAGACUGCAGCUGGAUCAUCAGACUGGAUCUCUGACCAUCAAGAACAUGAGAACCAAACACACUGGACUUUAUAAACUACAGAUGGACCACACAACUGGGACCCAAUCUAAGCAGGAAUUCAGUGUUACUGUUUAUGAGCCUCCAUCUGUUAUUGCUGGGGCUGAAGCUGAAAUGAAGAUCGUGUCAGUGACGGAGGGAGAUCCUGUCACUCUUCAUGUUCCUCAACUACAAGGAAAUGAGCUGAUAGUGUGGAGGUUUGGAGAUGAAGGAAAACUCAUAGCUAAACAUGAUAUAGAGACCAAGAGCUCAUUAGUAUAUGAUAAUGAUGAGAGAUUCAGAGACAGACUGCAGCUGGAUCAGACUGGAUCUCUGAUCAUCACAAACACCAGAACCAUAGACUCUGGACUUUAUACAGUGAAGAUCAACAGCAACAAACAGACUUCAGACAAGAGAUUCAUUGUUACUGUCAGUGUACCAGGUCUGUCUCCAGCUGCUGUAGCAGGGAUAGUUGUUGUUGUUCUUCUGCUGGUGUCUGCAGCUGUAGCUGCUGGUGUGAUGUACUACUGUCGCCGCAGGACCACUAAUCUACCAAGCCAAACAUGGUCAGUGCCGGCGGGUGAUACUGUCACUCUAAACCCUGAGACUGAGAUACAGACCGGUGAUGAGAUACAGUGGCUGUUUGGAGCUGAAGACGCUCUCAUAGCUGAAACCAGAAGAGAGACCAGAGAGAUGAACACAUAUUGGGGUCCUGAUGAGAGAUUCAGAGACGGACUGAAGCUGGACAAGACGACUGGAUCACUGAUCAUCAAGCUCAUCGAUACUGAACACACUGGACUAUAUACUCUGAAGAUCAGAAGAGGCAGAGAAACCUUACACAAAAGAUUCAUGGUUUCUGUUGAACAGAGGAUAAGAUCAGUGAUGGAGGGAGAUCCUGUCACUCUAUACUCUGAUACUGUAAUACAGACAGGUGAUGAGAUGCAGUGGCUGUUUGAUGAUGAAGAGCAGCAGACUGUCUUGGCUGAAAUCAAGACCACAGAGGUGACUAAAUAUGAAGGUCCUGAUGAGAGAUUCAGAGACAGACUGGAGCUGAACAAGAAUACAGGAUCACUGACCGUCACAAAGUUCACAGCUGCACACGCUGGACUCUACACUCAGAAGAUCAGAAGACGCACAGAAACCUUAUACAACAGAUUAUUCAUUUAUGACGAAGAGAGGAAGAUAAUAGCGAUGGAGGGAAAAUCUGUCACUCUAAACCCUGCUACUGAAAUAAACAAAGAUGAUGUGAUACUGUGGCUGUUUAGAGAUGAAGAGCAGCAGACUCUUAUAGCUGAAAUCAAAGGAGAGACCAAAGUCUUUACACAUGAUGAUGCUGCUGGUGAGAGUUUCAGAGACAGACUGGAGCUGAACGAGACGACUGGAUCUCUGACCAUCAACAACACCAGAACUGCACACUCUGGACGCUAUCAUCUACAGAUCACAUCCAGCAGAGGGGUUUCAAAACAGACGUUUAUUGUCAUUGUUAAAGAUAAAGUGGAGAAGAAAUUACUGAACGAGGGAGAUUCUGUCACUCUAAACACUGAUACUGAAAUACAGAGAGAUGAUCAGAUCCUGUGGAUGUUAGGAGCUCAAGACGAUCUCAUCGCUCAAAUCAGAGGAGGGACUGUAGAGAUAUAUGAUGAUGGUGUUAAUAAGAGAUUCAGAGACAGACUGAAGCUGAACAAGACGACUGGAUCACUGACCAUCACAGACAUCAGAGCUGAACACACUGGACUUUAUAAACUAUUGACCAUCAGCAGCAGCAGAGGGAUCUUGUUCAAGAAAUUUAAGCUUUUAAUACACUUGGAGUAUGUGUCAGUGACUGCAGGAGAUUCUGUCACUCUACUCACUGGUCUUACCGGAAAACACACAGCUGAUGAGAUACAGUGGAGGUUUGGAGAUGAAAACUCUCUCAUAGCUGAAAUCAAAGGAGAGACCGUAGAGACACAUGAUGUUCCUGAUGAGAGAUUCAGAGACAAACUGAAGCUGAACAACACGACUGGAGAUCUGACCAUCAGUAACUCUACAGCUGAAUAUGCUGGAUGUUAUAAAGUGAAGAUCCACAGCAGUGAAGGAGACACAAGCAGGACGUACAGUGUUAAUAUCAGAGCGAGGAAGAAAUCAGAGACGAAGGAGAAGAAUGACUCCAGAGAGAACCGAGAGAAUGAAUCAGCGACUGUAGAGAUGCCGCUGUUGAAUGGAGAGGAUCUGGAUGAAGUGAAUGAGGAGGACUAUGUGAAUGUAAUGAAUGAUCAGGAGGGGACGAGUUCACUUUAAUAACAUAAGACCCGCCCACAAGUGUCAAUCAUUCUGACAUCAACAUUUCAGUUCCAGCUACAACAACAAAACAUUUUUAAUUUGAAAGAUGCUAUGUGUUAUUACUCUGACUCUGCCAACAAAUCUAAAAAUAUAUAUUUUCAACUUUUUUAUUUAGUUUGGCAAUUUUUAUACAAACAAAUGUAUGGGCUCAAUUCCUUCUUUCACAUUUUCUGAUCGAGGUUGACUCACUGCUCGUCUUUUUGUUUGACUGGCAAUAAAAAAUGUGUCAGGUUUUUGAAACUAUAUGAAAAAUUAAUUUCUAUCGACUCUAAGUUCAGACAGCUCUCUUUCGUUGCUCUUUAUUAUUAUUAUUAUUAUUAUAUUUUCCCUUUAUUGUAAGCUAUCUACCCCUUUAUUUUGUUUUAAUCUUCCUAAUUGUAUGUAUACAGUUAUUCUUACUUAUAUCCUCUUUUCUUUGAUAAUGUUCUCCUGAAAGUGUUUGUAUAUUUUCGUCUUUUUUUUUUUUUUAAGAAAAAAAAUCAAUUUGAUCACAUUUUUCUUCUUUUAUGAGUCUCUAGAAUCCGUCCAGUGAAAGUGAGAAAUGUUAAACUUGCAUGUACAAAGCUUCUUUGGUUUCAGACUGACCAAGAAACAUAUUUAUCAAACACUUUCAUGUCAUUUUAAUAAUGUUACGCUUCAUACCUGUUACUUUAUUAACAUAAUGCUACUUUGACUUUCACAGCUUUGAUUUCAUGUGAUUGUAGACAGUGAGAGUCAGAAAGUGUCAUAUAUGCUUUUAAUAAGACGUUUUAUCACAGCAGUGUUUCUCUGACCAUUGUAUUCACUGUUUUUAUAUAAUUAACACCAGUUCCAGAUUAAUGUUGAUGUUCAGCAUCGAUUACAGUCUGUUUCCAAAGAUCUGAAGCACUUGAAAUGAGCUUUAUUGCACUUGUAUCAAAAACAUGUAAAAUCACAUUUGUUCAGUUCUAGUAUUGAUGUGAUACCGCAUGUGUUGUGCUUUGUGUUGUUUUAUUAAAUUUGUCAAAAGCAUCUGCUCGAUGAAUGUUCAUGUUGGAUAUUGAUAUAUGGUUGGUCUUAAUGUUGGAUAAUUUCUGUCAUCUAGUGGACAAACACUGAUACAGAUGUUGCUUCCUAACAGCUGUUUUUAAAUGCAAUACAUUAACAAUGUGCCUAAAUAUACAUUUGUAUGUACUAAAUAUAAUAAAAAGACAAAUUGU